Messenger RNA from Austrofundulus limnaeus, 1861 nucleotides. RefSeq names its product vesicle transport through interaction with t-SNAREs 1B (gene vti1b). The record is from RefSeq and is a predicted model, not a curated record. Lineage: Eukaryota; Metazoa; Chordata; Actinopteri; Cyprinodontiformes; Rivulidae. The transcript is spliced from 6 exons. Gene Ontology annotation, cellular component: late endosome membrane; endoplasmic reticulum membrane; SNARE complex. The coding region runs from base 209 to 892 and encodes 227 amino acids. Gene Ontology annotation, biological process: vesicle fusion with Golgi apparatus; retrograde transport, endosome to Golgi; intracellular protein transport. Gene Ontology annotation, molecular function: SNARE binding; SNAP receptor activity.
GUUACAGCUAAUGUUAUUGUUUAUUUUUAGUUAAAGGCACUUGUUAGUCACGGCCGUCAUGAUGCGGAAGAGACCCGAGGAUGUGAUUAACAUCAAACAGAACCAGCUGAUCAACUUGGAACCGUAGUUGUUUAUUUGUUUGUGUUUUUACAGAAAAGAAAAGGUUAGUUUGUUAAUAAAGGACAGUUCGGUUUGACUGAGCAGCAACAUGUCGUCAGAGGAGCUGGAGAAGCUGCAUGAAAUCUACAGAUGUCUGUAUGAAGAGCUGAAGCUCAUCCCUCACAGAGCUCUGACAUGUCACGGAGAGGACAGGAGGAGGUUGGUGAGGACCUUUGAUGAGAGGCGGGGAGAAGCUGAGGAAGUGUUACAGGGGAUGGAGGAGGAGCUGCGUGCAGCCCCCGCCCCCUACAGGAACAGCAUGGUUACAAAGCUCCGCCUCUACCGCAGAGACCUGGGCAAGCUGCAGAGAGACAUGAAAAGCUCCACGUCAGGGUCCGGCUCCUCUGCCCCGACGCUGCAGGGAGGACAGCGUGGCGUGUACUCGUCACAGAACGAGCAGAGCACACAGCAGCAGAGCCAGAGAGCGCUGCUGCUCCAGGGCUCAGAGUAUCUGAACAGCGCCAGCCAGAGCAUCGAACGGAGCCAUCGCAUCGCUGCCGAGACCGACCAGAUCGGUACCGACAUCAUCGAGGAGCUGGGAGAGCAGAGGGAGCAGCUGGACCGGACCAGAGACAGACUGGUAAACACAGGAGAAAACCUGAGCCGCAGCAGAAAGGUCCUGCGUGCCAUGUCCCGCAGGCUGAUGACAAACAAGCUGCUGCUGGCCAUCAUCAUGGUGAUGGAGGUGGCCAUCCUGGCUGCUGUGGUUUACCUGAAGUUCUUUAAGAAGUGAACUCCUCCCGUCUGACAACAGCUUUUCUCCCCCCGCCUCCUCCCUGUGUCCUGCAGCAGUAACUCAGACAUGGUCCAGCUGUCCCAGCUUCUACUGAGUCUGUUAGAGUCCUGGAGGGUCUGCUGGGACCACCGAUCCCACCUGUCCUCAGUGAACAUGAAGCCUGACAGCUGCUCCAGCUGUGUUUGAGUCCAGCUGUUGAUCAGAAACAUCUACAGAUGUGGACAAACUGGAUGGUACCAUUACAGAAGAAUCAAAAACCAUCUGAUGACUCCUCUAGUUUCUCCUCGUCAGCCUCGUGGUGAAUUCUUCUGGUUUUACUGUUUUCCUGUCAUCAGUGGACCUCWUCAGAGUCCACAAUGAUUUCCUCAUCCUGGAGGGUGGUCCCAGUCCCACCAAACCUUCUACUUUUUAAUCACAUCCACCAAUUCAAAGGUUAAUCUUUUCUUUAAGGUACCAAUAAAUGUGUUCAUGGUAUUUAUUACUGCACAGCUUCACAAGACAAACACAGAGUAAAGAUGUGCAGAAACUGAUUGGUUUGAAUGAAACGUUGUAAAGAGCUGAGGGGGAGGAGCCAACAACAGGAAGCAGCUCUGUUUGCUAACCAGGACUUUACAUGUCUGAUGACGUGAAGACGAUGUUCUGAAGGCUUCACACAGAAACUUUGUUUUCAACAAGUACUACUACAUCCAGUUACUGUGCUCACACUGUUCCCUGCUCAGAAGCAUGUGUGGAAUUAAAGCUAAUGACCAGUUUAUUGUGUGUUUCUGGGGAAAUAAACUUAAAAAAUAAAAACCAUUAAUGACAAUUUUAAGGUAAAAUUUCUUCUCUUUAGAAAUGAUAGCUGAAGGUGUUUUUGGUCCAACUGUAAAAUGAUCAGUCCUGUUGUGAACGGCUCUCACCUGCUGUCAUGUCAGUUUUAACUCAGUAUCUGUCAAAAUGAUUAAAGUUUUGAUCAGUUUCUGUUGA